UUUGUUUUUAAUUUCUGCUGAAUCACACAAAUCCUCAGCAAUUUUUGUUUCUGUGUUGACUUGUGCGUUUGACAAUUUUGUUCAUUCAAUUUCUUUUUUGAUCAUUUUGAAAUCAUCAUCGAAAAAUGGAUCGUCUUUUGCGAUUAAGUAGCGGUCUGCAGAAUUUAAGUUCUGGUGGUGCUCAAAGUGAUGGUCCAGUUGUUGAUACAGCUGAGCAGGUAUAUAUUUCAUCGCUGGCAUUGUUGAAAAUGUUGAAACAUGGUCGUGCCGGUGUCCCAAUGGAAGUUAUGGGUCUGAUGUUGGGUGAAUUUGUCGAUGAUUAUACUGUACGUGUUAUCGAUGUUUUCGCUAUGCCACAGUCUGGAACGGGUGUAAGUGUUGAAGCAGUCGAUCCGGUGUUCCAGGCAAAAAUGUUGGACAUGUUACGACAAACUGGACGACCUGAGAUGGUUGUUGGAUGGUAUCAUUCUCAUCCGGGUUUUGGUUGUUGGUUAUCCGGGGUCGAUAUCAAUACCCAACAAUCAUUCGAAGCAUUAUCUGAUCGUGCUGUUGCCGUUGUAAUCGAUCCCAUUCAAUCGGUGAAAGGAAAAGUUGUUAUCGAUGCUUUUCGGUUGAUCAAUCCAAAUACAAUGGUACUGGGCCAGGAACCACGACAAACGACAUCAAAUCUAGGUCAUCUGAACAAACCAUCCAUUCAAGCAUUGAUACAUGGUCUAAACCGACAUUAUUAUUCGAUUGCGAUCAAUUAUCGUAAAAAUGAAUUGGAACAAAAAAUGCUGCUAAAUUUGCAUAAAAAAUCCUGGAUGGAAGGUUUACAAUUGAAAAAUUAUAAAGACCAUUGUUCGAUUAAUGAAUCAACUAUCGAACAUAUGCUGGAUUUGGCUAAAUUAUACAACAAAGCUGUCGAAGAAGAAGAUAAACUGACACCACAACAAUUGGCAAUCAAAAAUGUUGGCAAACAAGAUCCGAAAAGACAUUUGGAAGAAAAUGUUGAUAAAUUGAUGACCAAUAAUAUUGUACAAUCACUCGGUACAAUGCUUUCGGCUGUCGUUUUUGAUUAGCUUUGAAUUUUUCAAAAUAAUGUUUCUCACUUUUUUUAAACCCUCAUUUUUCACCAAAUAAAAUGUAAAAAAUUAUUCAA
This is a messenger RNA of Dermatophagoides pteronyssinus (European house dust mite), 1141 nucleotides long. It is a transcript of the gene Rpn11, whose product is annotated as regulatory particle non-ATPase 11. NCBI's taxonomy places the organism in Eukaryota, Metazoa, Arthropoda, Arachnida, Sarcoptiformes, Pyroglyphidae. Gene Ontology annotation, molecular function: protein binding; metallopeptidase activity. The record is from RefSeq and is a predicted model, not a curated record.